Molecule: messenger RNA, 1960 nt
Organism: Paramormyrops kingsleyae
Lineage: Eukaryota; Metazoa; Chordata; Actinopteri; Osteoglossiformes; Mormyridae
Source: RefSeq, a predicted model, not a curated record
CUGCCCCCCCUUCCCCUGCAGAUCUUUCCGGACCCGUCAGACUUCGACCGCAGCUGCAAACUGAAGGACAGGCUGCCGUCCAUCGUGGUGGAGCCGACAGAGGGCGAGGUGGAGAGCGGGGAGCUGCGCUGGCCCCCGGAGGAGUUCCUGGUCAGCGAAGUGGAGGAGGAAGAGGAGGAGGAGGAAGAAGAGGACCUCGAGGAGCAGAGCGGACAGCCGGGACCGGACUCGCAGCAUUAGGGGCGCCCGGCGGGCCGGCGGGCCGGCGGGGGUGGGGGCGGCUACACACAUGCACAGACUUGUCAUGAUCACCGUCCGGAGGCACUGGAGGGCGGGACUUACUGCACAAAGCUAAACUGACACUUUGGAGAACGGCGACUCGCCCAGCAUCUCCAGAGACACAGCACAGCAUCGCUUUAAGGCUCUGCGUUAGGGUGCUGUCCAUGGGGCUCAUAGGGGCCUUCAUCAUUACCCCCCCCCCCCUCCCCCAUGCACGCAGGCACGCGCCCGCCCACACACGCACACGCUCUGCCCCAUAAUCCCACGGCUACUGUGUCUCAUGACCACGGAUCGCCAGUGCAACGGCCCUGCAACACAGGCAGGGACUGUCGGCAGUCACAUGACUGUCACAUGACUGUCACAUGACAUCAGAGCAACGGACUGGGCCGGACAUUCAAUGCUGUGGUGGCGUACAUGGGGAAAUGUAUUAUUUUUCUUUUCUGUUUUUUUUCCCCGUAUCUUCAUACUGCAUAUGUGUUUGAAUCGAAUUACUGUCAUUGUUUUAUGGAUUCCAGAGCCAGUUCAUAAGUUUAUUGUUCGUGUUCGGCGUGGAUGGGGGUGGGCAUUCUUGUUUUUGCACGGUUGUGACUGUGGUGUGAGAGAUGGUCCUAACCAGUUAAGGGUAUUAAGAGGACAUUGCAUGGUGAAUCGUACCAUCACCACGCCGCGGCAGACCUCUGGACUGGCCUGUCAUCAGCUGGUCCAUCUGUGACUGAGCAGUGCAUCGUUGGCCCUUACGUGCCCGAUACCACGCAUAGUUUCCCGAUGGGUUCAUGUUUUCCUGACGUGUAAUUCUCCCACGAGCGAUAUGGGUAGAGAGAGAGAAAAAAUAAGCCAAACAAAUGUCAACCACGACAUCGUAGGGCGAGGGCAGCCUGUUGGCACAGAGCCGCUCCCUUACGCCGUCGCUGGGCAGUCUGCCUCCUGAUGCCAUGCAGCUAUACGAUGCAGCUCUUCAGCAAUGUCACCGUCAUCGCCGUGCUCCUCAGCCGUGUCCUCAGCUGAAGUCAGCGAGGUCAGUCUCCACUGACACCGGGUUCAAGUCGCAUUAAAAUAAACACGAGGGGGUGGAAUUUUACUGCUUUUUAUUUUUGCAUCCCUCCUCGCGACUUGAUUUACUGGGUUGGAAAGGGGUGGCAGGUGCAGGAAAUCAAGCCAGGGUCCAGUUAAAUGCAGCCAGAGAUCUGAAAGGAUCAGGCCAGUUUUAAUGGCGCAGCCAGACAUUUGAGAGGAGCGGGCUGGUGCGAACGCCUUUUUCCCCAUUGCAAAAAAAGAGAGAUGGUUGAUGGAAGAUGAUUGGACAGAUGGUCUGUGAGGGUCCCAUGGCUUCAGGAGGAUGGGGGGGUUAGAUUAAGGAAUGUAAUGAGAUGUGAUGCUCGUGCAUCUCCUUGCAUUUGUGGUUCCUUUCACGUACUGAAUAUGAUUUGUGUCUCUUGAGCAUACAGCUCCUGCAUUUCUCCAAAACAAACCUCAGUCCUCCUCACUGUCCACUCCUCUCUCUCUCUCUCUCUCUCUCUCUCUUUCUCUCUCUGCUCCCACACGUAGUCUCAUCUUUCUCUUUGAUUCUGUAAAGCUCAGGGAGAUUCAGCAAGUUUUUUUUUCUCCUUUUUUGUUUUUGUACUUAGACCUCAUUCUCUGUCCUGAGUGCAGAGGUUGUAAAUAAACAUUUUUAAAGUGCGUU